Messenger RNA from Dentiscutata heterogama, 240 nucleotides. The record is from the annotation of a GenBank genome assembly. Lineage: Eukaryota; Fungi; Glomeromycota; Glomeromycetes; Diversisporales; Gigasporaceae.
AUGUGGCAAGACUUUUCUUUUUUAAAAUUAACGGAUCCUGAUAGUAGCAAUGCUGGUACUGAAAUACCUGAAAAUAUUACUAUUGAAGAUUUUUCUGACCAAAUCGACCCAUGGCCAAACACAAAUGACUUUUUAAUUUAUUUUCAUCAUAUUUAUAUAGUUAAAUAUAAAGAUGUUAAAAUUUAUCAAAUGAAUUUUGCAGAAAAAAUUUUUAUUUAUAGAUUCCCCAAAAAUGAAUCU